Molecule: messenger RNA, 1588 nt
Organism: Heterobasidion irregulare TC 32-1
Lineage: Eukaryota; Fungi; Basidiomycota; Agaricomycetes; Russulales; Bondarzewiaceae
Exons: 2
Coding region: 15-1535 (506 amino acids)
Source: RefSeq, a predicted model, not a curated record
CUUAAUCCUCAUUCAUGCUGACUUCACUUCCUGGUACGCAAUGGCUAACGCAGACAUGGAAUAAGGGUCAUUUACUUUCCAUCAGGAGACAGACGCCGUCGUCGCCAUUAACCUCGCCAAUCUCCAUCCUGUUCCCCGAACUCCUCCUCUCCAUUUUCGAGCUCAUUCCUUUCCUUUGGCAACCCGACGAGCCCUCCAGAUUCUAUGAUAUCAAUUGGAUAGCGAUCACCCAUGUAUGCCGCCGCUGGCGGAUCAUUGCACUCAAUGCGCCCUUUCUCUGGAGGGAUAUAGAGUUUUCUACGCCACGAUGGACGCAAGAGAUGCUCUUGCGCUCACAAUCCAUCCCGAUCAACAUACGUUUCCACCUCGAUUUUCUUAAGUACCCCCCUACGAUGCAAAAAGUCAUUGCGCUUGCAAUGGGCAACAUCCAGCGCGUGCGAAGUCUGCGCUUGACGGGCCAGGUGGUGGAAACAUUGAUCCAAUGCACGACGCCUGCCCUGCUUUUGGAGGAAUUACAUCUUGAAUACGCCGCCAUGCCUCCCCCGGCUAAUCUGUUCAUUCCUGACUCUCUUUUUGACGGCAGCGCCCACAAACUCCGCUCGCUCUUCCUGAAGGGCCUGAGUAUCCACCUCACCUCACCACUCCUGCCUGGGCUAUCCUCUCUGACAGUCCAGGGGGACUCGCGCUCCCCACGCCAUAGUCUGGCUCGAUGGCUCGACGCCCUCACGCGUAUGCCUAAGCUGGAGACACUUUGCCUCAUUCAAGCUCUGUCUCGGACCUCUCACGCUCAGACUCAAGGGACCGACACUCCUUUACCGCCUACGGUCCUCCUCCCGCAUCUCCGUACCCUCGCCUUCACCUCAAACUCACUCACCGACUGUGUCGAGUUUACUCGUCGGCUCGCUAUUCCAUCCUCUACAUCCAUCGAACUCCGUACUUAUGUCGCUUCCAUCGACGAGCUGACGCCGCACGCCAUCGUUCCAUCUUAUGCGCAUACGCCGGUUACGGCAUUCCGAAUAACACACACCGCGAUCGGGUUCUCGAUCGCUGGGUCGUUGGGCGAUCCGGACAUCCCUGCCUUCAGUCUUUCCAUCGUCAUCUACGAAGAGCGGUCCCUCAUCGCGCAAGGCAUCCUGCACACUCUAGCUCACUUCAACGUCAAAUCUGUCCGCAGCCUACUAAUCGACUUGGGUGGGAUGACCCUCGAUUGGGCGCCUGUGCUUUCUUGUUUCCCGUUAGUGAAUACCAUCCACGUCCGCGGGUCGACUCUACAUACCUUCCCCAAGGCACUGGCGCACUCCGAUGCUCUGAUAUGCCCCCAUCUAAGGCGCCUCGAGUUUGAGCAUCGUACACCUACGUAUGGCAAGCGGAUCGACGAGACGUUUUUCCGAAUUCUGAGAGACGCAGUGGACGCGAGGUGGGCAAACGGGAUGAGCCUCGAGGAACUUAUAGUUUUUGGAGAGACACUUUCACACUCGGGAUCUGUAGACACUGCUGCUAUCGGUUCGCGAAAGAUCCCAAAGAAAUACUUAUGAAUUGGCACCAUACACCAGAUCGUGAGACACUAACUAAUUUCCCGCUCUCUUGU